Molecule: messenger RNA, 571 nt
Organism: Camellia sinensis
Lineage: Eukaryota; Viridiplantae; Streptophyta; Magnoliopsida; Ericales; Theaceae
Source: RefSeq, a predicted model, not a curated record
CCAACACUCAUAGCCACUUGAUGUCGAUAUGGAGGCACCGAGGGAGGCAGCCCCCCAAUCUAGUGUCGUGCGUAGUAGACACCCUCGUGGCUUGACACGCGGGUUGAAGGUUCAAGCAAUGGUUCAAAAAGAUGGAAAGCUCAAAGUUCCCAUACCACAGGAGUAUCGUGCACCAGUGGGGGAUCAUGCCUCUCAAUUAGUCUCCAAAAUUGGUGUUGAGGUCCGAACACACUUGCCAGACUUUAGCAUUCGCAGGUGGAAACAUGUCAACGAAGAAGUUACGGCACCUAUGUUUCAGCGUCUAACGGAUCAAUUUGACAUGGAAGGUAACUCCACAAAUGUUAGCAAAGUGGUGGCAACAAAGUGUGGACGGAGCUUGAGCAGCCACACCUACAGACUACGAAAAAAAUACCUGAACCUUAAAAGUGCUAAGGGAGAGGAGUAUGCUAGAAGCCACCCACUGCCUGAAUGUGACCUCGAGAAAUGGAAAAACUUGAUUGACAAGAAGUGGAAUGAUUCCAAUUGGCUGGUAAACUUUUCUUAUGUUUAUUUGGGAAGUUAUUUUAUGUGA